Messenger RNA from Populus euphratica (Euphrates poplar), 945 nucleotides. RefSeq names its product protein FAR1-RELATED SEQUENCE 5-like. NCBI's taxonomy places the organism in Eukaryota, Viridiplantae, Streptophyta, Magnoliopsida, Malpighiales, Salicaceae. The transcript is spliced from 4 exons. The record is from RefSeq and is a predicted model, not a curated record. Bases 128 to 715 code for a protein of 195 amino acids.
UUAAAAUUAAUGGACGCGUGGUAAUUUUAAUAUAAAUGGAACACCUACACUACUACUGAUUUCACAAGAAGAUCGCUUGGCUACUCUCAAUUUGGAUGCCUCAACUCCGCUCUCUCUUUCGAUUCUCAUGGAUGUCGAAGAAGAAGAAGAAGCUGGAAUUGUAGAACCUUGUGUUGGUAUGGAGUUUGAAUCUGAAGAUGCUGCCAGGAAGUUCUACUCAGAGUAUGCUAGACGGCUAGGAUUUGUUGUGCGUGUUAUGCAGCGUCGUCGUUCUGGGAUUGAUGGGAGAACUCUUGCUCGUCGUCUUGGAUGUAACAAACAGGGUUUUUCUCCAAAUAAUAGGACUAUAGUUGGUCCUGGUCCGGACAAGAAGCCAAGGCCCAGUGCGCGAGAAGGUUGCAAAGCAACCAUCUUGGUUAAAAUGGACAAGUCUGGUAAAUGGGUCGUUACUAGAUUUGAAAAGGAUCAUAAUCAUCCUUUGGUUGUUACUGCUUCUGGGUUCUCUUCAUCGGGUGACAAGGAUAAGAAAAUUGAAGAGCUUACGAAAGAGUUGGAGCAUCAGGAGCAUUUAUGUGCAACUUAUCGUGAAAAACUAGUCAGUUUUAUGAAUAGCGUUGAGGAGCAAACAGAAGAACUGGCUUCAAAAAUUCAACUUAUUGUUGACAAUGUCAGGAAAGUUGAAUCAGAAGUGCAAAACUUUUCCCGCCGUAGAUAGCCCUGGUGUUUAACCUGGUAGAUAACAAAAAUAGAUGAGACAAGCCCCGGAGGGGAAACUGGAGCAGCCCAAAUGGUGCUAGGCCCUCAAGUCAUGCUUUGGAACUUCGUGGCUAUUGCCAUUAUGCCUGCCCAGAGCUGAAAUAUACACUUCUGGACACAGCUCUAUGUUGGUGCUCAAAAUAACAUUAAUUGGUGAGCCAGCAUAAAUUGAUUGCUGGGAUUCUUCCA